CCACAGUUCAAUGUUUUUCCCUCAUCCUUUGUUCUUUAUUGUUUAGUGAGCACUGUGUUUUUUUAAUCCAUAUCUCAGCUUCCAGUGAAGAGACCCCAGUUCGUUUACGCACAGGUGGGAAAUACCCGCUCUAUAGGACAGCCCCCUCCCUCAGUUCCUCAUCGGAAUAUGUGAGCAAGUGACAUUUUGCCGUUGUGGUUCGGGACAGCAGGCAAAGCGUCUCUGCAAACAGGUGUGCAGCUACUGCCCGAAUCAGUUUCCUACGCCUUUAAUCCAGUUUAAGGAAAGGGAGAAAGCCAUCCCAUUUGCGGAACCAUCCUCCUCGACGCGGGACGGGCAGAGGAGGGGGAAAUCUGCAUUUUAGUAGCCUAGCUAUUAUAGCCUAUUAUUUGAAGGGACAAACGGGUUAUAAGAGCGAACGCUAUGGCAACAAAAAAAGCAUCAUGCACUGAUAUAACGAAAAGGAGCCAGAGUCCCGUCGUUUUAGAGGCUGAGAUGUUCCGUGAAUUUCAGGACUGGUGCCUCCGGACAUAUGGGGACUCGGGUAAAACAAAGACCGUCACCCGGCGAAAAUACAACAAAAUCAUGCAGACAUUGUUGCAAAACGAAGAGUCUGACAGCAUGUAUGUCGACAAUAGUCACAUCAAUGCUAAAUUCAAAUUCUGGGUGAAGUCGAAAGGGUUUCAGGUCGGGAGCAACAUCCUCGGGGAGCACAAGAAAGGAGCGUCAGGGAAGCCCGUCCUAUAUGUCCCGGUCAAGUCAACGUGUGCAGAUGCAGGCUCGGCCCAGUACAGCUUGUCCCUGAAGAGGGUGGCAGUGGUGGAGGACUUCUUCGACAUCAUCUAUGCCAUGCAUGUGGAGAUGGGUGCCGACCCUGGUAGAGCACCUAAACACGCUGGCCAGAAGAAGACCUACAAAGCGAUAGCAGAGACAUAUGCCUUCCUGCCCAGGGAGGCAGUGACACGCUUCCUAAUGAGCUGUGGAGAGUGUCAGAAAAGGAUGCACAUCAAUCCCAACACUGCAGAGUUUAAAGAAAAUGAUCGACCAACAUCCCUGGUCCCGGACCUCAUUGACUACAACAUGCCCCUGACGGCCACCUACCUGAAACAGAUGAAACUACAGUGCAUGACCGCCAAUGAGCGGGAUGAAAGUUCGGUGAGCAGUGAGGACAUGGAUAUGGCUGAGCCCACGUGGGUAUCUGCUGAGCGUCCCCCUGUCCCUGAGCUCAGUCCCCCCAAUGGAGGGAUGGUACACAGCCCACAAGCCGCAUUGAAAGAGGAAGACGAUGACGACUCUGAGAGUGCCAACGGACUGCCAUCCCUGACCCCCCCGGAGGCAAUGGUUGUGGGCAGUGUCCCUUCAGAUGGUGUGGCUCCAUACAGGGAGGUGACUGAGAACGGGGUGAGUGCUCCCCUGGACUUUAGCACCACCACCUCCUCCUCUUCCUCAUCAGAGGACCAGCAACCCAUCAAUCUGACUGACAGACUGCUGCCUGUGGGGAGCCCUGUUGGGAUGCCCUACUCAGCUGACCCUACGAGGAAGUCCCCUGGGAAACCAGACUACGGCAACAAGUCUCCUCAGCACAGCUCCGGAAGCUAUGACUCGUUGAAGACAGAACUGAGCAUGAGUGCUGAGGACCUGACCUCUGGGCAUGCUCAGAUCAUCGAUGAUGAUGAUGACGAUCAUGACGACCACGAUGACAGUGACAAGAUCACUGACGCUGAGGGAAUGGACCCAGAGAGGCUGAAAGCAUUUAAUAUGUUUGUUCGUCUGUUUGUGGAUGAGAACCUGGACCGCAUGGUGCCCAUCUCCAAGCAGCCCAAGGAGAAGAUCCAGGCCAUCAUCGAGUCAUGCAGCCGACAGUUCCCUGAGUUCCAGGAGCGCUCCCGCAAGCGCAUCCGCACCUACCUCAAGUCCUGCCGCCGUAUGAAGAAGGUUGGUUUUGAGACACGGCCCACACCCCCACACCUCACCUCUGCCAUGGCUGAGAACAUUCUCGCUGCUGCUUGUGAAAGUGAGACACGCAACGCUGCCAAGAGGAUGCGACUAGAUGUCUAUCAAGGCCCUGAGGAACCUGCUACUGCUGAUAAGAACGGCUCCAGGGACCCAGCCUCAGUUGCCCCCUCAGGCUUCUCCCUGGCUGCCUCAGCCUACUCCCAGUCCCAGGACCCAGCAUACACCAACGGCACCAACAGGGGCCUCAACUACAGCUUCCGCAGUUACGGAGCAAUGAGCAACAACCUGCCGACCACUGGUGCCACCACCACACAGACCAAUGGUCCCACUGAUCUCAGUAUGAAGUCUGUGGCUCCCACAUCCUCUUCCUCCAGUUCUAACAGUCACAGUGGUCAGGGUGGAGGUGGGGGAGGUGCCUCGGCUCAGCUCAGCCCCCCUGAGGUCACAGCGGUGAGGCAGCUCAUCGCCGGGUACCGAGAGUCUGCUGCCUUCCUGCUCCGAUCUGCAGACGAGCUGGAGAACCUGAUCCUGCAGCAGAACUGAACCAUAACCAGGCCAGACCGGACGAACUAUGCCGUGCCAAGACCCGUCUCCCCAGGCUGUCUGUCUGUACUAUCACCCUCAGUCAAACACAUUCAGACAGACAGACACUUAAGAGUUUAACUGAGUAAAGUGUCAAAGUAAAAACUAGGAGUCAAACUACAUCGCGCAAUUGGGCCAUGUAGAUAGUAGAUAUAUGGUCACAGGAACACAAACAAUUUUCAGAAAUAUAAAAUCCAUACAUUCACACUAAUCUUAGUGCCCAGUUAGCUUUUACAUUCCCAUAACAAACCUACUCCUCACCCACUUAAUUUAUACCCCCAGAAACACCGCCAAGUCACCUCCUUCCACGGAUUUUCUUUCUAAACUGAGGAGGUAUUUGUCAAACAUGAAUUGCUGCUUCAGAUUUGGCAUUAUGCCACUGCUCUGUUAACCUCAACAGUAGUUUUUAAAGUUUGAAGGUUUAGGUAUGCAAAGUGUGAUCAUAGAAAAGGGGGAUGUUACACCUGUAGGGUAAAGUACUGUAAUGUGUCCAAACCUACAGGCUUUGGAUUGCAGGCAAAAGGUUAAUGCUUCUGGGAAAAGUGUGUAACAGGGUGUAACAUGGAAGAUAAUCAGUAAAUGCAAGCCAAUUUCCACAUACUCAGUCUUUUUGUGGGACUUUGUGCAAAGGGAGGUCUUCUUAGCGUACCUCUACCUCCUCCUCAUGCUUUUAGUCUCAGCAUGAUGAGCUAACAUGUAAAACAUUCCCCAGAGAUAGCAGAUUUACCACAAACAUCCCAUAAUAUUUUUUAAGGCUCCGCUGGGAGCAGUAACGUAAUUUGUCAAUCAGGAAUGCUGUGUUAAAAGAAGGUAUGUCUCAUGGCAGCACUGUAGCUUCAUUGUUGUCUGUUCUGAAAGAUGCUCUUCUUUAUCUGGAACCUCAUAACUGAGGCCUUUCAUUGACUGGCACCAAUCAGACAGAUGUGAAUAGGACAGAGGACCUGAUAUACAAUGAUAGUAGACUUGAGGUCAAAUAACCUUUGUUAAAUCAUUUGAGAUUAUUUCAGAGACUAACAGGUUGUGUUGGUUUAAGUCAGUCAGAUAUGAACAGCAUAUGGUUGUGUCAUAAACUUUGUCUCAUGAACGUCACAUGUUCGUCUCAUGGAAAUGUAUGGUGAAUGCAUUGUGCUCCUUGUAACGGCUGUUGGUCUGCUAUAGAAAACGAUUUCCCUCAAAAUCCCACCAUAAUCUCUCCACCUCAACUCCUUUUUCUUACCGGUCUUUGCAUUUCUCAUUAGCAGAAAUUAUGACAUAAAACACACUGUUUAAAAAAGAAGCAAAAGACAAUCUUGAUCAUGUGUGAUGGCAUCACAGUUUACUCAACAGUUCCUUGCUAUGGUGUGUGUACUGUAUGUGAGAGCAGCACAGAGUACUGUAGCCGUAACAUCCUCUAUCAACAUACUUUGACAGGCCAGUCAUUUGAGCACUCUGUCCUAAGUGGUCGUUUUAUUGUUGGUAAACGUUGGCAUUAUUUCUGUUUGUUGUGUAAGUGAAGUGGAGUUGCCCUUUCAAAGCUCUUUAGUAAAAAAAAAUUCUCGGGAACACUUAAACAUUCCAAACAAAGACAAAAUAUUAUUUUAAGUAGUCAACCUGGUCAGCACCUUAAACAGUGCAUUAGGAAAGUAUUCGGACCCCUUGACUUUUCCACAUUUUGUUGCGUUACAGCCUUAUUCUAAAAUUGAUUACAUCGUUUCCCCCCCUCAAUCUACACUCAAUACCUCAUAAUGGCUAAGUAAAAAACAUUUAAUUUAUUACAUAUUAAAAACUGAAAUAUACAUUUACAUAAGUAUUCAGACCCUUUACUCAGUACUUUGUUGAAACACCUUUGGCAGCGAUUACAGCCUCAAGUCUUCUUGGGUAUGACGCUACAAGCUUGGCACACCUAUAUUUGGGUAGUUUCUCCCAUUCUUCUCUGCAGAUCCUCUCAAGCUCUGUUAGGUUGGAUGGGGAGCGUUGUUGCACAGCUUUUUUCAGGUCUCUCCAGAGAUGUUCAAUCGGGUUCAAGUCCGGGCUCUGGCCAAUCAAGGACAUUCAGAGACUUGUCUCGAAGCCACUCCUGUGUUGUCUUGGCUGUGUGCUGAAGGUCGUUGUCCUGUUGGAAGGUGAAACGUCGCCCCAGUCUGAGGUCCUGAGCGUUCUGGAGCGGGUUUUCAUCAAGGAUCUCUCUGUAUUUUUCUCUGUUUAUAUUUCCUUCGAUCCUGACUAGUCUCCCAGUCCCUGCCGCUGAAAAACAUCUCCACAGCAUGAGGCUGCCACUACCAUGCUUCACCGGAGGGAUUGUGCCAGGUUUCAUCCAGAUGUGACGCUUGGGAUACAGGCCAAAGAGUUAAAUCUAGGUUUCAUCAGACCAGAGAAUCUUGUUUCCAAUGGUCAGAGUCCUUUAGGUGCCUUUUGGCAAACUCCAAGUGGGCUGUCAUGUGCCUUUUAUUGAGGAGUGGUUACCAUAAAGGCUUGAUUGGUGGAGUGUUGCAGAGAUGGAUUUCCUUCUGGAAGGUUCUCCCAUCUCCACAGAGGAACUCUGGAGCUCUGUCAGAGUGACCAUCGAGUUCUUGGUCACCUACCUGACCAAGGCCUUUCUCCCCCGAUUGCUCAGUUUGGCUGGGCGGCCAGCUCUAGGAAGAGUCUUGGUGGUUUCAAACUUCUUCCAUUUAAGAAUGAUGGAGGCCACUGUGUUCUUGGGGACCUUCAAUGCUGUAAAAAAAAGGUUGGUACCCUUCCCCAGAUCUGUGCCUCGACACAAUCCUGUCUCGGAGCUCUACAGACAAUUCCUUUGACCUCAUGGCUUUGUUUUUGCUCUGACAUGCACUGUCAAUUGUGGGACCUUAUACAGACAGGUGUGUGCCUUUCCAAAUCAUGUUCAAUCAAUUAAAUUUACCACAGGUUGACUCCAAUCAAGUUGUAGAAACAUCUCAAGGAUGAUCAAUGGAAACAGGAUACACCUGAGCUCAAUUUCUAGUCUCAUAGCAAAGGGUCUGAAUACUUAUGUAAAUAAUAUAUAUUUUUUUUUUAUGUGCUAAAAUGUCAAAAUACCUGUUUUCGCUUUGUCAUUAUAUAUAAUGUUAUGUGUAGACUGAUGAGGAACAUGUUUUAUUUAAUCAAUUUUAGAAUAAGGCUGUAACGUAACAAAAUGUGGAAAAAGGGAAAGAGUACGAAUACUUUCUGAAUGUACUGUAGAUUUGUCAGAUAAUUCAUAUAAGAGAGGAAUACAUUUCAGUGUAAUUAAUAAUAAAUGAUGUCAGCAGCACAUAUCUACUACAUUGCUGUGAUGAUGAUCAUUCCAAGAACAGGUCAGUCUAAAAUGACAUACACAAAAUAAUCUGUAAUUUAUUUAUGGUCACUAUCCAUGACAAAAUUUGACUUCUUUAUCAUAUUUCAAAUGUAUAAUCUAUUGCAAGUUUGGAAGCACUUUACAGCUCAGGAUAAAAUUACAUGGUAUAUAUUUCUAACCGGACAUUGUUACAGAACAAUCAUACUUGAUUCACAUAUUGAAUUUACAUAUUUAAGAUACUCAUGCCUGACAAUGGGUUGAUCAUGGUGGUCUAUGAUGAGAGCUGAUCUGAGUGUGUGUUUAACUUUUUAGUUUGGAUGUCUGUAUUGAUUUAAAUGUACAUGAUUUUUGUCCACUAAACUGAUCAUCUUAUGGAUAACUUAUUGUGGAAAUCAUUAUUAAAAUGCACAAUAUUGGGUUUUAAAGUACAUGGCAAGGCUCAUGCAAGAAUCAUCCAAUCUCACAGUCUUAACUAAAUAACUUCAAUCUGAAUUUUUACUAGCAACACAAGAAAAGACUGUUUUAAAAGAGAAUUGUAUUUUGCACGCAUCAGACUUCAGACAUUUUAUUUUAGCUAGACUAGUCAGGCUUUAGAAACUGUUAUUUUGAAAAAUCAUGGGGGCUCAGCCGUGUGUACACAUUUGAAUGCAUUUAAAAAGUAAAUUUGAAUAGACUCAUUUGGAUUAAUCAACUUGAUAGCACCUUUUUUCCAAAGAGUGUAGGUAUAGCUAUCUAGAACAUACUGUACGAGAAUCCUUUGAAGAAUAAUUUGUGGUUCCAGGGUAGAACCCGGGUUCUAUGUAGAACCUUUUCCCCAGAGGUUUCUACAUGGAACCCCAAAAAGUUCUACCUGGAAUCAAAAAAGUUUCUCCUAUGGGGACAGCCGAAGAACCAUUUUAGAACCCUUUUUCUAAGAGUGUACCCGCUGGGGGACACACUGGCUGAAUCAAUGUUGUUUCCAUGUCAUUUCAAUGAAAUUACGUUGAACCAAUGUGGAAUAGACGUUGAAUUGACAUCUGUGCUCAGUGGGUAGGGCUCUGUCCUGAUACACUCAAAUGUCUUCCAUGUCUCCUUCACCUUGCCCCUAUUUUACUUUUGGCCAGCCAUAAGCUCCAACAGUCAUCAGUAAACUGCCAUCUACACUUAAAUUUACAUUUUAGUCAUUUAGCAAACGCUCUUAUCCAGAACGACUUACAAUUAGUGCAUUCAUCUUAAGAUAGCUAGGUUAGACAACAACAUAUCACAAUGCAGAUACACAUUAGGUUAUUGAUGCCGGGUUGAUCUAAAUUCACGUUUCUAACUAACGCAUCACUUUUCUUUGUGUGUCCAGAAAAGGGUCUCUUCUUAAUUUGUCUUAAGACUACAAGCUACAUUUCAUGUGUGUGCUGCAGUUACUGUGACCAAUGAAACGCAACCAUUUGUAGACAUAUUUUAUUCCAGUGGAUUUCUCGUUGCAUUGGCAGGACAAUUUAAUGUAUAGAUGUUUUAUAAAAAUGUAGCGUAAAAGCCCUAGUAACUUGUGGAUUGCUGAUGUGGUCAGAUAUAUGUAUAGCUGUACAAAAGGUUGUAAAAGAAACAUUUUAAACCUAAAUAAUUUUUCUGUGGUGUACAGCACGGUUCCAGAAAAUGUAUGUGGUUUCAAGUUCAACCCUUGCCUGUUUUAACAGUUGGUGGUGCUCUGUAAAACUUCUAUUGUUCUUGAUAUUAUUUUACUUGUUACUUCUCUUGCAUUGGCCAGAGACUGUAGUUCUGUGCAGGGGGUUGUAAUGUACUGUAUACCAAUGUGAAGCUUUGUAUUUUUUCUUUCUGUUUUUUUGGACUCAGUGAAAGUGUGAUGUUUACAUGUACAGAUUUUUCCAAAUACUUUACAUUUUUGUCCAUGAUAUUUUCUCACCUACCCUUCCUGUUUAUAUUUGCUCAGACAUUUCUUUAGUGCAUUAUAUCAAAUGCAGGCAGAUGUGACUGCUUUGAAAGGUGGUCAGAUGACAUUCACAUGGUCGAAGUGAGGCUAGACUAAGACAACCAGGUUGGGGUUGGUAUCUGGUGAUGGCUGAUAGCAUCAGACUCUUUAGGGAUUCAGGAGUGAGAGUGAGCGUCAUGCCAGUUCAAAGUGCACCAUGAAUAGCCUACCUCUGUCUGAGAUUUAUCAGUAGCAUAAUGAUACACAGAUUCCUAUUGAACGAUUGCAGAUAACCCAGCCACCUUUUCCCUUCUGAAUAGCCGUGUUUUAACAAGCUUCUGGCGGGUGGAGUCAAAAGGAUCAUUAGCAUGUAACUCAAUCACUGAGCAACAUAAUAUAAUGGUAGGAGGAUUACAGUAGUUAAAACGCAAUGGUAGCCACUCAUUCUAUGAUGAUUCUAUUGUGAUCACAUUCCCUGGUUGUUAUAAGGUACACUUUGACCUCUCGUAACAGCUCCUCAGUGAUGUGAUGUAAAAGCCAUUCCCCUCUCCUGGUCCUCAAGGGGAAACACAAGAACCUCAGGAAACGCUGAAUCUCUGAGUUUAUUUUUGUUUCAUUAUGAUAUUUACUGAUGACAGUAAAGUCUCUCUACCUGUUACCAUAACAUUUAUAUGAAACGUUUAUCAUUGUUUUGUACAUUUAUCAUUGUGAUUUAAAAGUGGAGCUUUUUCCAGUACAUGUGACUGAAUAUUUCGAUUUUUUUGAAAGUGUUUAUAGGUAUAAAUAUGAAUUAAUAUAUGUGAAGCGACUAAAAAGACAAAAGAAAAGGCAGAAACAUUUUCAUCUGUUUGUUUCAUGCAAAGCCGCCCAGGCAGGAUAUUCUCUGCCUCUUACAUAUCACUAAUGAUGAGGGACUUGUUCUUGUUUUGAAAUAGCGCUUUUUCAGUGUAACGUCAACGCUACGGUAAAAAAUGUUGGUUACCAACAGCAGAAUUGCAAGCUUCUCUUCAGAGAUGUCAGUAACUGAAUAAAACUGAAACUUGG
Molecule: messenger RNA, 8750 nt
Organism: Salvelinus fontinalis (brook trout)
Lineage: Eukaryota; Metazoa; Chordata; Actinopteri; Salmoniformes; Salmonidae
Product: nucleolar protein 4-like
Exons: 11
Coding region: 424-2499 (691 amino acids)
Source: RefSeq, a predicted model, not a curated record